AUGAAAUACCUUGCCAUCCUCUCACUAAUCGUUGCUGUAGCGACUGCAGCUCCUCAGGGUUCUACCGAACCAGUUCCCAUUGUUCGCCAGGACAGCCAGAUCAACGGCGACGGCUCGUAUCAAUACUCCUUUGAAACUGGCAAUGGUAUAAGUGCUGACCAAAAAGGAGACCUAAAAAAGGUGGGUGACGUCGAAGCUCUGGAGGUCCAAGGUCAAUUCCAAUAUCCAAGUGAAGAUGGAAACAUUCAGCUUACCUACACAGCUGAUGAGAACGGAUACCAACCUCAGGGUGCCCAUCUCCCCACCGCACCCCCAGUGCCAGAAGCUAUCCAGCGAGCUUUGGCUUAUCUAGCAACCGCACCCCCUCAGACUGAAAGCUCAUAA
Messenger RNA from Leptosia nina, 384 nucleotides. NCBI's taxonomy places the organism in Eukaryota, Metazoa, Arthropoda, Insecta, Lepidoptera, Pieridae. The record is from the annotation of a GenBank genome assembly.